AUGAACUAUUUCCCUUGUCCCACUCAUAAUGGACACAUGCUUUCCAUUGUAUGCGCUGAUAAAUAAUGCAAUGAAACUUUAUUGAUUUGUCCCCUUUGUGAACAUGCAGAACAUCAGAACCAUCAAACCUUGCCUCUCAAAAUCAUGUUGCAAUCAGUUGAGUCUGCGAAUAAUAACACCAAUGAAUAAAGUGCUUAUAGCAUCUUAGACGUGUCUCUCUUUCUAGAUAGAUCACAUAGUGAGUGUUUGCGAACUGUCCAAAAAUUCAACGAGUCCUUGGAGAAUACUUCGAAGUAGUUAAUGAAGAAGGUUGACUCCUAUUACUUGGAUCUCAAAAAUUAACUUAAGGCUUUUGCCAAUUCAAAGAUCCCAUUAGAUUAUCUUCUAGACUUAGUCAACAGCUACACCGAUUUCCCGUAAUACAAAAAGAAUAUCCAAUAAAUUCUGGACUAAUUCGCAUUCAGCAAUGGAAUUGCUAGUAGGCAGAGUAUUGAUUCUGCAAUAAUGAAUGCAUGUAAAACUCAAUUCGGAUAGCUGAAUGACUAAUUGAUAGACUUGCAAAAUGAGUUUGAUGGAAAAGUCGAGAAUUUGGGCAAUUUGUUUAAAGCCCAACCAAUCGCUGCAGUUGAUUUAGCGCAAUCAAUUUCAUUUCAAUUCUCUCCUCAAUUUAAGGGUGCCAACAUAACAAUCUCAGGACAGAACUUGAUUGCUGAAUAAAAGACUUCUGAAUCCAAUGGACAGAGAUUUACUAUUUGUGAACCUUGCAUUCCAAGGAAUGGAGUCUACAAAUUUGGUUUCAAAGUAAUCAAAUAUGCUGGUUGGAUUGGAGUGGGUGUUUGCCAUAGAGAAGUGAUAGUGAGUGCUAAUUAUAAGUUCAAUUAUACGAAUAUUGGUCAUGGGUCUUAUCUCAUAUCGAACAAUUCGUACUCAUGGUCACACUUGUAGAAAGACUUGAAUUCAGCUCAUAAGUCAUUUGAUUUUGGAGUUGGAGACAUCAUCAUAAUUGAGGUUGAUAUCCCAAAAAAGAGAAUCACUUGGUAAAAGAAGAAAACAUUGACUAAAUUUACAAUGAAUUUGGACACUAUUUAAGAUUUAUAUCCCUGUGCUAAUCUGUGUAGUCCUGGAGAUACUGUGGAACUAAUAAACAAGAUUGAAGCUUGA
Molecule: messenger RNA, 1161 nt
Organism: Paramecium tetraurelia
Lineage: Eukaryota; Ciliophora; Oligohymenophorea; Peniculida; Parameciidae
Exons: 6
Source: RefSeq, a predicted model, not a curated record